This is a messenger RNA of Rhopalosiphum padi (bird cherry-oat aphid), 4595 nucleotides long. RefSeq lists its product as uncharacterized. Gene Ontology annotation, biological process: response to oxidative stress. Bases 174 to 4346 code for a protein of 1390 amino acids. The record is from RefSeq and is a predicted model, not a curated record. The transcript is spliced from 27 exons. Lineage: Eukaryota; Metazoa; Arthropoda; Insecta; Hemiptera; Aphididae. Gene Ontology annotation, molecular function: peroxidase activity; heme binding.
UUUGGAUUUCAGCCACAUUAAACGUGUUUUUGUUGGAACAAAAAUUGAAUAUUUUCAAAUAAAAAGUGUGAUAUAGAUGAAAAAAAAUUAAUUUUUUGAGAAUCUUUACGUUUUUAUUUCUUUCAAUAAAUAUUAUUAAUCUUUAUUUUUUAAAAUUGUAAUUUAACAAAAAAAUGAAUUUAUUUUCUAAGAGUGAUGAAACACAAACAUUGUUAGAAAAUAGUAAAUUCAGUAUUAAGUGGAAUAAUAAAGUGCUCAAGUGGAUAUUCUAUAUAGUUUUGUUUGGCUUAUUGUUACUAGGUGCUAUAUAUCUUGUACACAUUUUUACUAAGAAUAAAAUUCAGCUAGAAUCCAAUGCAAUUCCAAAAACAAAAAAUGCACUGCACAUCACGAGUAUUGCAACCACAAAUGAUGAUUUUGUAAAGAAAUAUGCUCCUAUAGUGAAAUGUGAUCCAAAUGCCAAAUAUAGAAGUGCAAAUGGAUCUUGUAAUAAUUUGGAGAUUCCCACGUGGGGUGCUGCAAAAACUCCAAUGCUUCGUAUGAUUGAUCCUAAUUACAAUGAUGGUAAUUACGAAUUACGAUUACAAACAAAUGGAAAAGCAUUACCCAGUGCAAGAGUUAUAAAUGUAAAUGUUUUUCUAAAUCAUGAAAAAUACCAUGCUGAUGAAAAUAAUGUACUUUUAUCGCCAUUUUCACAAUUAUUAGCCCAUGACGUAUCUGGUAUGCCCAAUAAUAUUAUGUUAGAAAAGAAUGGUGCAGCAGUUGACUGUUGCUUAGUCAAAAAUAAAAUAAAAGAAUAUUUACAAUGUCAAUUGGCUAUCGAAUAUCCACCAGAUGAUCCUGUUUAUAGUGUGCAUAAUAAAACUUGCUCGACAUUAUUCCGAUCAUUGACAUCGAAGCAUUAUUAUGACGUCCCAUUACACCCCACAACGUUUAUCAAUGCCAAUUCGCAUUACAUAGACGCGUCUGAAGUAUAUGGAUCCAACGAAAGUCAUGCACUACGCCUUAGAACUAUGGAUGGUGGAAAACUUAAUUUCUCUAUUGGUGAUAAUGGUCAAAUGUUCUGUCCAUUUUUAAGCAAUCAAUACAAGAAAUCAUCAAUUGGAAAUCAAAAUAUCAAUGUUGAAUUUGAUACAGGGGAUCCAAACAACGGGAAUCAAAAUUUAGGAAUAACUGCAAUGCAAACCUUAUUCUUAAGGUUUCACAAUUAUAUUGCUUCAAAGCUCUCGUCUUUAAAUCCAUUUUGGUCCGAUGAAACCGUUUAUCAGGAGGCACGAAGAAUUGUCAUUGCGACUAUUCAACGUAUUGCAUAUGAAGAUUUCUUACCUAUAAUUAUUGGAGAAGAUUUUCAAGAAAUGUAUGGAUUAAAUAAACCAAAUAUCUAUGAUCCUAGUGUAAAUCCCUCAACGUCUCAGGAGUUUUCAUCUGCUGCUUAUCGAAUCUUACAUGCAACUAUACCAGUUCAAUUUAAUUUUAUGAACAAAAACUACAAAAUAGAAAACUCGGAAAAAAUUACAGAUUGGAUGUUAAAUGCAGAUAUAAUACCCCAUGAUAAUAACUUCGAUAAAUUGUUAAAAGGGUUUAUAGAGACUCCAGGACGAAUGGUUCAACCUUCUUAUAAUUUUUACAUAUCCAACUUCUUGUUUCCUAGAAUAGAUAAUUAUUCAAUAAAAGGACAGGAUGUACUCGAUUUACAAGAUAAUCCUAAGUUCAAUAGUCGUGAUCUUCUUGCAAUUGAUAUUUCAAGGGGCCGCGAUGUGGGCCUUCAGCCAUACAAUCGAGUUAGACAUUUUUGUGGAUAUCCAUUGGCUAAAGAUUUUGAAGAUUUGGCGGAUCUUUUACACACAAAAGAUAUAGCAAAAUUAAAAGAACUUUAUAACUCAGUGAAUGACAUUGAUUUAAUGGUAGGUAUUUUAUUAGAAAAACACAGUGAUGGUGCAAUUGUGGGUCCAACAGCGAGAUGUUUAAUUGCCGACGCUUUUUAUCGAUACAAAGCUGGUGAUCGAUUUUUCUACGAUGUACGAGGGCAGCCCGGUAGCUUCACAGAAGAUCAAUUGAAAGUAAUAAAGAAAAUUACUCUGGGUCAUGUUAUAUGUGCAACUUCAAACGUAGACCUUGUUCAAAAUGAUAUAUUUAAGACAAUCGAUCAUAAUUUAUUCCCCACACUCAAAGAAAAAUGUGACAAGGACUUCUAUUUGGACUUUAAAAACUGGCAUGAAUCAAAUGGUCGACCAGAAUUAGUUUCGCCGACUACUGAUGGUAAAUGUCCGAAUUUCGGACAUUUACCAAUUGAUUUCGAAUCGUCUAUAAAAAUGGAUUAUCUACAUUCAAUUGGUGAAUCAAAACCAUUAUUCAAGAAAAAUAAUAAACUUUUGAAAUGGAACCAAAAAUUGUUCAAGUGGCCUUGCAACGUAAUUUUGUAUGGCAUAAUGUUACUGGGUGCUGUUUAUAUUAUCUUAUACAUUUUUACUAACUAUGACAUACAAUCAAAAUUCAGUGAUACUCCAAAAGUACUAUUACAGAAAAAACAUCCAUUACAUAUCACGAGUAUUGCAACCACAAAUGAUGAUUUCUUAAAGAAAUGUGCUCCUAUAGUGCAAUGUGAUAAAAACACCAAAUACAGAAGUAUAAACGGAUCUUGUAAUAAUUUGAAGACAAAUACGUGGGGUGCAGCAAAAACGCCAUUUCCUCGGUUACUUGAUGCUAAUUUUAGCGAUGAUUAUUACGAAUUACGAGUACAGAAAAAUGGAAGUGCAUUACCCUACCCAAGAGUGCUCGAUGUUAACAUAUUUCUGAACCGUGAAAUUUAUAGAGUCGAUGAAAAUAAUGUACUUUUAUUGCCAUUCGGGCAAUUAUUAGCUCAUGACAUAUCGGGUAUGCCCAAUGAUAUAAUUUCAGAUGAAAAUGGUGAUGCAAUAGAUUGUUGUUUGACUGAAAUAGAAAAUUAUACUCAAUGUCAAAUAGUUCUAUUCAGUUUACCUGACGAUCCUGUUUAUGGUGUAUACAAUAAAAGUUGUUCGUCUACAUUCCGAUCGCUGACAUCAAGAAAUUAUAGUUGUCCGUUAUAUCCUACAGAAUUUAUCAAUGAAAAUUCUCAUUUUAUCGACGCGUCUGAAGUGUAUGGAUCCGACGACAAUUAUGCACUACAUCUUAGAGCCAUGGAGGGUGGAAGACUUAAGUAUUCCAUAAGCGACAAUGGUCAAGUGUUUUGUCCGUUUCUAAUCAAUCAAAAUAAGGCAUCAAUCCGAAAUAAAAAUGACCAUCAUAUUAAAUACGAUACAGGGGAUCCAAACAACGGGAAUCAAAAUUUAGGAAUAACAGCAAUGCAGACUUUAUUUUUAAGAUUUCAUAAUUAUAUCGCUUUUAAGCUCUCGUCUUUAAAUCCAUUUUGGUCUGAUGAAAUUAUUUAUCAAGAGUCACGAAGAAUUGUCAUCGCAACUAUUCAACGUAUCGCGUAUGAAGAUUUCUUACCGAUUAUUAUUGGGAAUGAUUUUCAAGAAAUGUAUGGAUUAAAUGAAGAAAAUAUCUACGAUCCUACCAUAAAUCCAUCUACAUCCCUCGAAUUCUCAAGUGCCGCAAGUCGAGUUCUUCACGCUAUUAUACCAGUUGAGUUCAAUUUUAUGAACAAAAACUACGAAGUAGAAAAUUCAGUAAAAAUUACGGAUUGGAUGACUAAAUCAGACCUAAUACCUCUAGGCGAUAAUUUUGAUAAACUGUUAAAAGGUUUUAUAGAGACUCCUGGUCGAAUGGUUCAACCUUCAUAUAAUUUUUAUAUAUCUAAUUAUAUGUUUCCUCUGCCAAACAACCCUCAAUACAAUGGUCGUGAUCUACUUGCAAUCGAUAUUGCAAGGGGCCGUGAUGUAGGUCUCCAACCAUACAAUAAAGUUAGACAUUUUUGUGGGUAUCCGUUGGCUAAACAUUUUAAAGACUUGGCGGAUCUUAUACAUAUAAAAGACAUUAUCAAAUUAAAAAACAAUUAUUAUUCGGUUGAUGAUAUCGACUUAAUGGUGGGAAUUCUAUUAGAAAAACACAGUGAUGGUGCAAUUGUGGGUCCAACAGCGAGAUGUUUAAUUGCCGACGCUUUUUAUCGAUACAAAGCUGGUGAUCGAUUUUUCUACGAUGUACGAGGGCAGCCCGGUAGCUUCACAGAUGAUCAAUUGAAAGUAAUAAAGAAAAUUACUCUUGGUCAUGUUAUAUGUGCAACUUCAAACGUAGACCUUGUUCAAAAGGAUAUUUUUAAAACAAUCGAUCACAAUUUAUUUCCAAACAUCAAAAUGAAAUGUGAUGAGGAGUUUAAUAUAAACUUUGAAGUCUGGGAAAAAGUAAACGAUUCUCCAGAGUUGUGAAUUAAUUUUAGCGUUAAGAUAAAUAUUUAUUGUUCAUUAUACAUAAUGUAAUACAAUUUACUAUGUUAACUGUUAAGUCUAUUAUAAUUUACUCAGUUUGGAUAUGUAAGUAGGUGGUAGAUACUAGGUACCUACCUAUAGUAUUUUAAUUAUCAUUGAUAUUUAGUUAUGUAUAAACUAUAAAUACAUAAAUGUAUGAUUCCUAGUGGUUAAUUUAAUAAACUACAUUCUAUUUUUAUUAUUAUUAAA